This is a messenger RNA of Pseudozyma flocculosa PF-1, 2172 nucleotides long. RefSeq lists its product as uncharacterized. The transcript has a single exon. Bases 1 to 2172 code for a protein of 723 amino acids. Gene Ontology annotation, biological process: protein phosphorylation; intracellular signal transduction. NCBI's taxonomy places the organism in Eukaryota, Fungi, Basidiomycota, Ustilaginomycetes, Ustilaginales, Ustilaginaceae. Gene Ontology annotation, molecular function: protein serine/threonine kinase activity; ATP binding. The record is from RefSeq and is a predicted model, not a curated record.
AUGUCAGCGGCCAGCAGCGCGCACCAGCACCGCAACCUCAUCGGCCAUCGCAUCGCCGAUGGGCGGCUGGAGCUCUGCGCCGUGCUAGGUCUUGGCGCUUACGGCGUCGUCUACCUUGCACGCGACGUCACCCAUCCGCUCCACCAGCAGCCCUUUGCCUCGACAUCAUCCCAGCAGGCAUCCGCCUCGCUACUCGCGUCCACUUACGGCCCCGCCAGCGGCUACUACGCCGUCAAGUGCCUCAACAAAGUCGGUCUCGACAGCCGCCAGCGCAACUUUCAGAGGCGCGAGAUCAUGCUUCACACCAUGGCCUCGGCUCACCCCAACGUCGUCUCCCUCCACCGCGUCAUCGACAACCCCGAGGACCCCUGCGUCUAUGUCGUCCUCGACUACUGCCCCGACGGCGACCUGUUCAGCAUGAUCACCGAAGCUCAGCGCUACGCCGUGCCGGCACCACCAGCCCACUCCCUUCCACGGUGCCCCGAGACCGGCGAGACGAUCGACCUGGCCUUCACCCCAGCACGACGCGAGAUGGACGCCCUGAUCCGCGACGUCUUUGACCAGAUCCUCGACGCUGUCGAGUACUGCCACAGCAUGGGCAUCUACCACCGCGACUUGAAACCCGAAAACAUCCUCUGCCUGCAGGGCGGCGCCAAGGUCGUGCUAGCCGACUUCGGCCUCGCCACCGGCGAGAAGAUCAGCUCCGACUUCGGCUGCGGCAGCACCUUCUACAUGGGUCCGGAGUGUCAGGGCGGCAUCACCCACCGGCUCGCCAGCUACAACACCGCCGCCAACGACGUGUGGUCGCUCGGCGUCAUCCUCGUCAACCUCGUUUGCGGCCGAAACCCCUGGAAGCAGGCUUGCCCGGCUGACGACACCUUCCGCGAGUACCUCCGCAACCCCGACUUCCUCAAGGAGAUCCUCCCGAUCUCGGAGGGCGUCAACUCGAUCCUGAAGCGCAUCUUCACCUUCCGCUCCGAGUCGCGGUGCUCCAUCAGCGACCUCCGCCGGAUGAUCCGCAAUGUCGACCGCCUCACCGCCACCGCCGAGGAGAUCAAGGCGCGGCAGGAAAAGGUCCGCGUGGCCGCACAGCAGGUCCAGGCGGCCAAGCAAGCAGAGAAGGCCGCCGCCGCCGCCGCCGCCGCCGCUGCUCAGUACCAGCUCCACCUCAAGCAGCAGGAGGCUCUGCGCGAGGCUGCACGGGCCGCUCAGGAGGCAGCUGUGCUCGCGCAGACCCAGCGUCUCUUCGACAUGCAUGCUCGCCACGGAUCCCACACCGCCCUCAUCCCCAUUCAGGACACUGGCUGCCCCCAGCGCCACCUGCCCGAGCAGAUGGCCGCUUGCGACAGCGGCGAAGACAGUUGCUCCGACGACCCGGACUCGACCGACAGCGAAAGCGAUGCCGAAUGGCACGAGGACGACGGCAGGCUGCAGGACGGCGUCGCACCUGUCCAGGUCCAACUUCGCCCUCCCGUCCAAGGCGUACCUCAGGCGGCGCCUUACACCUGCGCUCCCGUCGCCAACUGGGUCUACUCUACGGGCGAGCCUGCGACGAACGCCACAGCAAAGCUUCAGGGCCAGCGCGUCGAUCACCCUACCACGUCGUACCCCGUCAAGCCUAUCCAGGAGGCGCCCACGCCUGAGCUCAGCUAUUGCUCGCCCGAGUCGGCGGCCGACCAUGAGCUUGCUUCGGAUGACUGCUCCAGCCGCAGCGGGAGCGGCGAGAGCCGUCGCAGCUCAGCGUCGUACACCGGCCUGCCACCGACGCCCGAGUUCGCGGCCCAGGCGGUCCACGGUCGCAGCGCGUUCCAGAACCUACGCAAGAGGCCCAAUGCCGAUUCGGAGCUCGACCUCCAGUCUCUCGUCAUUGGCGCCAACGCCGAAGGGCUUUCUGCGGACUCAGAUGUGCCCGAGGCCCUGCUGGACGCUUCGAGCCUGGACGCUGCUCUGCAAUUCGGCACGCAGACCCAGUACGAGGAUGCAAAGUGCACGCGCGGCGCGUGGGAAGAAGCCGCACCCCAUUUUGCGGCUGGCGUACAGGCCUUUGCGCGCGAUAACCGCUUCGGCAGCUUGCCUUCGCGCAAGUCGGCCAGGCAGCCGGCCUACGCUGCCAAGCAAUCCACCCUCUUCCGGCGCGCUCGCAACUAUCCAGCGUCUCCGUUCGCUCCUUGA